Clunio marinus is the source of this 348-nucleotide messenger RNA. NCBI's taxonomy places the organism in Eukaryota, Metazoa, Arthropoda, Insecta, Diptera, Chironomidae. The record is from the annotation of a GenBank genome assembly.
AUGAGAAAGAUUGUUCAGGAUUUAUGUAAGUUUCUUAACCUUCAAAAAGGCAACAGGUUGGUACGCACAAUUUUCGAGAAAUUCAAAGGAGAUAAAAGAAUUCCAAAAUCAUGUCCAAUCGAGCCUGGAUGUUACUUUGCAAAUGACAUAAUAUUCGACGGAAAUUCCACAUUAGUCCAAAAUGUAGAUGAAUUGAAAACUAUGACUGAUUAUCAUUUCGGCACAAAGACAAAAGGGAAAAUGAAUUAUUUCUUUAAAUUAAGAGUUUAUGUUGAUUUCAAAGAUCGCUUGAAAUGGCAAAAAGAGCAGCUCAUAAACAAAACGAAGACUCAAAAAAAGAAGAUUUAA